Messenger RNA from Fusarium verticillioides 7600, 483 nucleotides. RefSeq lists its product as hypothetical. Bases 1 to 483 code for a protein of 160 amino acids. The record is from RefSeq and is a predicted model, not a curated record. Gene Ontology annotation, biological process: intracellular copper ion homeostasis; copper ion transmembrane transport. Gene Ontology annotation, cellular component: plasma membrane. The transcript is spliced from 2 exons. Gene Ontology annotation, molecular function: copper ion transmembrane transporter activity. NCBI's taxonomy places the organism in Eukaryota, Fungi, Ascomycota, Sordariomycetes, Hypocreales, Nectriaceae.
AUGGCGACUUCGACGGGCAGUUCAAUGCCCAUGUCAACUUCCAGCUCCAGCGCUAUGGAUAUGGAGCAAAUGAACAUGGUCUUCUUCACUUCCACGACGACACUCCUUUGGACAAAGUCUUUCGCACCCGAGACAACAGGACAGUAUGCAGGUGUCUGCAUUUUCCUCAUGGCCCUUGCCACUAUUUUACGCAUGUUGCUUGCGUUACGCGUCAACUUUUAUAGCAUCAGGGAUGGUCUCAGACGGAGGCGAACGAAAGGUCUACUAGUGGAAUCCCGAGGUAUUGAGACUUUCAAUCGGCCGUGGAGAGCGAAUGAGGCUAUGAUAUUGGGAGCGAUAGAUGUUUUGAUCGCCGGCGUGAGCUACUUGCUCAUGCUCGCAGUCAUGACUAUGAACGUUGGCUAUUUCCUUUCCAUCUUGGCUGGGGUGUUUAUCGGAAGUGUUUGCUGUAGUCGCUUCUCAGUAAACCUGAGUCUACAUUAG